Messenger RNA from Cinara cedri, 579 nucleotides. Lineage: Eukaryota; Metazoa; Arthropoda; Insecta; Hemiptera; Aphididae. The record is from the annotation of a GenBank genome assembly.
AUGAGAGUAAACAACAAUCCACAUAGCGAUACUAAAACUCCUAGUAUGGAAAGAAGUCCAUCUUUGUUCAUGAUACCAAGUGAAAUAAGGGUCAUGCCCAUUGCAGGAAUAAAGUGAGUGAAGGGUAGGGGGAUAGCUAUUAAUAUUGCACAAAGCAGCAUUAUGAUAGAUAAAAUUUUCUCGCCCGGUCCAUAGAAGAUAAAGGACAUUCUUGGUUUCAUAAAGUUUUCUAUUUUUUCUAAUGCCGGAGAAGUUUUUUCUACCAUAAGGGCCAAAGUUGAGCGUUGAAAAGAUUUUUCCUCUAGCCAUUUUGGUAGCCAGGGAGAAUUAAAUCCCAACAAAAGUUGUAGUGAAAAUAGAAUUAAAGGUAUAGAAAGUAUGACUGUAAAGCCAGGUGGUACCGGUAUAAAUGAUAACGGUAAAGCAAAGAUCAUGAUUAAGAUAGCAAAACCUCGCUCGUGCAGAGCUGUUUUGAUUUCAAAGAGAGUUACCUUAUCAGCAUCAGAGCUAACAACUUCUUUUAAAAUAUCAGAAGCUGAUGUAUUAUUGCUGUUGCUUUUUGACACACAAAAUCCUUAA